Messenger RNA from Hevea brasiliensis (rubber tree), 2033 nucleotides. RefSeq lists its product as uncharacterized. The transcript has 16 exons. Bases 265 to 1839 code for a protein of 524 amino acids. The record is from RefSeq and is a predicted model, not a curated record. NCBI's taxonomy places the organism in Eukaryota, Viridiplantae, Streptophyta, Magnoliopsida, Malpighiales, Euphorbiaceae.
ACAUUAUAUUUCAUUUAUUAUUAAUCCCUUUCUAUCCUUUCCUCGUUUCUCCUGCUCUCAUUUUGGAUUAGGGUUUCGCUCUGCUCUUCUUUCACUUUGAAGCUUAAACCCUAAUCUCUCCGAUCCUCCCGCCAACUAGCCGUUAGCUCUGUUUCCCGCCACAUUUCUAUAUCAUCCUAGCCGUUGAUUCACCUAUAUUUGAAAUACUAGCCGUUAGAUCUGUCUUUCACUUUGUUCCUUGCAUACCUGGUAGUUUGACCGGAAAUGUCGGCCGCUGAAGCAGGGAAGAAAGAGGUAGAGGAGAAGGGAGGGGAGCUCUUAUUUUGUGGCGCCACUUGUUGGAAUACCAUUGGUCGCAAGAAAGGUUCCCAGGAAGGCAACUUGGUCUCUCCUACUCGGCUCCGUCCGCUCGUCGGCGUCGACAUUCGUUUUGUUGCCUCUGGAUGUGCGUCCUGUCAUUGUGUGGCUCUGGAUGUGGAAGGGCGUUGCUAUACAUGGGGCCGCAAUGAGAAGGGGCAACUUGGUCAUGGGGACACAAUUCAGCGUGAUAGGCCAACAAUUGUUUCUGAACUUUCGAAGUACAAAAUUAUUAGUGCUGGAUCAGGGAGGAGCCACACAGCAGUGGCCACAGAAGAUGGUCAAUCCCUUGCAUUUGGUUGGAAUAAACAUGGACAGCUGGGUUCUGGUUCAGUAAGAAAUGAAAUUGAGUCAUCUCCUGUCCGCUGUCUCGUGUCUGAUGUCAAGAAAACUGCCUGUGGAGCUGAUUUUACUGUCUGGUUAUCAUCUGUUGAAGGAGCUUCUAUACUAACUGCAGGCCUUCCACAGUAUGGUCAGCUUGGGCAUGGAACGGACAAUGAGUAUAAUACUAAAGAGAGCUCAGUCAGGCUUGCUUAUGAAGCCCAGCCACGGCCUAGAGCAAUUGCUUCUCUUGCUGGGGAAACUAUUGUAAAAGUUGCAUGUGGAACUAACCAUACAGUGGCUGUGGAUUCAAAUGGCUAUGUUUACACGUGGGGCUUCGGUGGUUAUGGAAGGCUUGGACAUAGAGAGCAAAAGGAUGAAUGGGUUCCUCGUCGUGUGGAUGUCUUUUCAAAGCAUAAUGUUCUACCUCCUAAUGCAGUAAUUUCUGCUGGUUCUGUAAACUCUGCAUGUACUGCAGGAGGUGGACAGUUGUACAUGUGGGGGAAAAUGAAGAACACUGGUGAUGACUGGAUGUAUCCUAAGCCUCUAAUGGAUUUAAGUGGUUGGAAUUUGCGGUGUAUGGAUUCUGGCAGCAUGCACCAUUUUGUUGGUGCUGAUAACUCUUGCAUAAGUUGGGGCCAUGCUCAGUAUGGUGAACUAGGAUAUGGUCCUUAUGGACAGAAGUCUUCAUCAGUACCCCAGAAGGUAGAUAUUCUUGAGGGCAUGCGUGUUAUUGGUGUGGCAUGCGGUAUGGGCCAUUCCAUGGUUAUAGUUGAUAGAACAAAUGUUGGUGACCGUCUUGAGCAGCUGGAUGUCUAUGAUGGCAAGGCUUCUGGUGAAGGGAGUGAAGAACCAGAGACCAAAUCUCCAGCUGCUAAGCCUGCAAGAAAAGUUGCCUCUAAAGCUUCUGAAAAUUCCAAGAAAAGGAAGAAGUCCAAAGAUUCUUCAGAAUCAGAAGAAGAGCUCAGUGAUAAUGAAAGUGAGGAUAGUGAUGAAGAGUUUAAUGGCCGUACACAACAAAGUAAGCGGGGUGGAAAGUUUUCUGGUAAAGGUCGAGGAAAAUCAGCAUCAAAAGGGAAGGGUGGGCGUCCGGGGGCAAAUAAGAGUACAAAUUCUUCUCAAGUAAAUGCUGGCAAGCGGGGAAGGCCAAAGAAGUCAUAACAUGCAUAUUCCUGGAUGAACAUGGAAAUUUUUGUUGUGUAGAAACCAAAUGUAACUUUGCAUUUUUUUUUUAAUUGUUCAAGUAAUUUUUAUUCAGUUCCCGUGUAUUUUCUUUGUUGGAAGAAUUUUUUUAAGGAAACUGAUUAAUCUUUUUCUGCGUAGACGGUUUAUAAAAAUCUAUAGUGCUGCUUCAA